Molecule: messenger RNA, 2021 nt
Organism: Vicugna pacos (alpaca)
Lineage: Eukaryota; Metazoa; Chordata; Mammalia; Artiodactyla; Camelidae
Source: RefSeq, a predicted model, not a curated record
AUCUUCUCUGGGGCUGGCCAGAGACCUAGUUUUACCUGCCUUGAAACUCUGAUGGAUGUAGUGCCAUCUAGCUGUUACGACUAGAGCUGUGUGUUUGUCUCUUUGCCAGGAACACAUCUGGCAGUUCCUCAGAAUGUUCAAUGUGGAUUUGCCAUUUGACCUAGCGGUUUCACUCCGAGGGGUGUAUCCAAGAGAAUUAAAAAUGUGUGUCUACACAAAGACUCGUACAUGAAUGUUUAUAAAAGAAUGACUGAUAAUAGCCCAAAAGUGGGAAAAGCCAAAUGUUUAUGAAUUAUAAAAAUGCAGACGAAUAUAUAAAUAAAAUGUGGCACACCCAAUACGACAGGAUAUUAUUUAGCCAUAAGAUGGAAUGAAGCACGGAUGCGUACUUGAAUGUGGACAAACCUUGGAAACAUUAUGCUGAGUGAGAGAAGGCAGGCAGACAAUGCUGCGUUUGUAUGAAGGCAUUUACAUCAAACGUCUAGAAUGUGCAAAUCUACAGAGACAGGACGCAGCUGCCAGGAGCGGGAGGGGACGAAGGAUUUCUCUUUGAGAAGAAGAAAAUCAGUAUUUGUUUAGCCAGAGCAGUGAGAGAAGAUGAGUCAAAUGAGGCUUUUUUCCUUAAAGAUGAAUGAUGGACACUUCAUGCCGAUGCUGGGGUCGGGCACUUCUGCUCCGUCUAAGCUUGCUAAGGGCGAGGUAGAAACGGCCGUCAAGAGAGCAAUUGAUGUAGGCUACCGCCAUAUUGACUCAGCUUACUUGUACCAAAAUGACGAAGAGAUUGGAAGGGCCACCCAGGAGAAGAUGGCAGAUGGCACUGUGAAGAGGGAUGACAUAUUCUACACCACAAAGGUGUGGGGCACCUUCUUCCGCCCAGAAUUGGUCCAAACUGGCCUGCAAAGGUCACUGAGGAAACUUCAGCUGAGCUACGUGGAUCUUUGUCUUAUUCAUUACCCAAUAGCCUUGAAGCCCGGGGAGGACUUCUUCCCAAGGGACACACAUGGAAAAAUCAUUUCUGACCCCGUGGAGCUCUGUGCCACGUGGGAGCUACACAGAUCACUCCUCACCACCCUUCCUCCCCAGGCCAUGGAGAAGUGCAAGGACGCGGGACUGGCCAAGUCCAUCGGGGUGUCCAACUUUAACCACGAGCAGCUGGAGAAGAUCCUGAACAAGCCAGGGCUCAAGCACAAGCCCGUCUGCAACCAGGUGGAAUGUCACCCUUACCUCAACCAGAGCAAACUGCUGGAGUUCUGCACAUCCAAGGACGUCCUUCUUGUUGCUUACGCCCCUUUGGGGUCUGAGUCGAGGAAGGCAUGGGUGAAGAAGAACCACCCAGCUCUCCUGCAGGAUCCGGUCCUCGGAGCCAUCGCGGAAAAGCACGGGCGAACUCCGGCCCAGGUCGCCCUGCGCUACCAGCUUCAGCGGAGGGUGGUGGCCCUGGCCAAGAGCUUCAAUGAGGAGAGAAUGAAAGAGAACUUCCAGGUAAAUGGCAGGGUUGUUGGCGGCUAGGGACGGACAGAGGCACACUGCUUCCCCCUGGUGGGGGUGAUUUGGGAGGCUCUCAAUGUGCAUUUGGGCCAAGCUUAUCGGCCUGUGUGCUCUCUGCGGCUAUGUGCUGUGUUUAACUGUUCUGUCCUCCACCUCCUGCAAGGUGGGGGGCCAUGGUGGUUGGAAGGAACAGCCAACAGAGGAUCAAGCUUGAGUCUGAAUCCCAGUUUUCACUCAGCCAUACGGCCCUGAGUAAAUCAUCCCUUGAUUUCUCAGCUGCAAAAUGACGGAGUCAGAUGAGAUGAGAUCUGGGCUGCAGAAUCCCUAGGGUUGCUUCGCCACGGCCACGGGCACUCAGUGAAAGUCUCUGAGGGCCAUCUGAACUGCCAGUGUCAACGCUCUGGUGGAUGAACGCCCAUGACUUUUGCCAGGGGAUGAACCCCGGGUUUAAGACAACUGUCUCAUGAAACCUUCAUGAAUUCCUACAUACAGUUGUGUGUCUGUGUGUGUGGAGGGGAGGGGGGUGUGCAGUC